CCUAUUGGAAGAGUUUAUCGUGAACAUAAGCAAGGUAGGUAGAAACGUAGGUUGCAUUCCGUUUGAAACCAGGAAUAGUGGGGUGUUUCUAAAAAUGCACUUCCAUGACAUGGGUAAAGUGGGAAAAAGUGAGCAGUCUUUUCAAAAACUUGACUAAAAUAGGAAGAAAUUUUGGCAAGUUGUUCACAACUAUGAUUGCACAUUGGCUGCCAUGCAAAAUUGAAGCCAAAGGAGUCAAAGUAGAUACGGACCUUAUUACCAUGGGCUCUUUGAGUUCUGAGUGCAAUACUAUAAAUAACAACUCGAUAUUGACUUCGAAUUUUCGGGGCAGACCACUGCGAGGCGUUCAGUUAGAUUUCCCAGACGGUUAUUCUCCGGUUACCGUUCAUCACAGUGGAGUGGCAUCAGAUGAACUGGAACCAGUUAAGUUUGGAACAAAACUAGAUCAGGUUAUCUUGUGGAAUUUGUCGGCGCCACCAAGUUUCUCAGAUCCAAUACCAUUGUCACUCACGUGGCUUCAUUUGGCUAAUGUUUUACAUUCACAGUCUUAAUGUUUAGUAACAGCACUAUUUUCUGCAGUUUUUUAAACCUUUCCAAUAUUACAUUUAUGUUGUAUUUGAUUGUGUAAAUAUACAAA
Molecule: messenger RNA, 637 nt
Organism: Trichobilharzia szidati
Lineage: Eukaryota; Metazoa; Platyhelminthes; Trematoda; Strigeidida; Schistosomatidae
Source: the annotation of a GenBank genome assembly